Messenger RNA from Mauremys mutica (yellowpond turtle), 1730 nucleotides. RefSeq names its product E3 ubiquitin-protein ligase Rnf220-like. Gene Ontology annotation, molecular function: metal ion binding; ubiquitin protein ligase activity. The transcript is spliced from 13 exons. Gene Ontology annotation, biological process: protein ubiquitination. Lineage: Eukaryota; Metazoa; Chordata; Testudines; Geoemydidae. The coding region runs from base 1 to 1536 and encodes 511 amino acids. The record is from RefSeq and is a predicted model, not a curated record.
AUGGAGAACUCUCCAGGCCUCCUGAACCCCCUGGCGUCCCCAGCCCUCCUGGUCCUGGCCUCCACUUCGGAGGGCACCCGGAGCACCAGCACCCCGUGCCAGCAGCCCCGCCACUUUGGGGUGCCAGUCGCCAUGGAGAAGCCGUCCCAGCUGCCCUUCCUCGGCGCGGCUUAUUCCCUGGUGUACCCCCACCCCGACCGCCUGGUGCCCGCCAGCCGCGACUACCCCCCGCAGCUGCUGCCCCUCCCGCCGCCUUUUGGCCCCCCCGGCCUGGAGCGGGGCGGGGUGGCCAUGCUGGGCUACGGUGCCCUGCCCCCCUUCGCCCCCUUCCACCUCGCCGACGACGUCGAGUGCUUCCCGGGGGGCUUCCUGGCGGGCAAGAGGCCCAAGGGCCGGAGCGGGUCGGAGCCGCCUCAGGUCUGCUGCCUGGCGCUGGAGAAGGAGAUGGAGGCCCAGCGCGCUCAGAUGGGGCCGGAGCCCAUUGGCGGGGUGUCCGGGCUGCACCCUUAUAAGGGCUCCCCGAAUCCACGGCAUGGCAAGCCAGGGGAGAAGAAGCUGGAGCCGUUGGCCCUUCGGUGCCCCCUUUGCCAGAGGGAGCUGCAGUGCACGGAGCUGGGACAGCACCUGCAGCAGGAGAUCGAGAGACUCGCCCACCUCCUGGACAGGGAGGCCACGACCCCUCUGGAGGACGCCCAGAGAUCGUCCCAGUCUCCAGCGAUCUCCGCUCAGGAUGGCACCGACUCUCCCCAGGGGUCACCGCAGGCCUACGAGGACGGGCACAACAAAGUGGACAGGCAGCAGACCUUUCUGCGGGUGAAGUCAAACCGGGAGGGCCGCAUGGGAGCCAGAGCCGGACGGUUUAAACGGAUCAGACCCUGCCUGGAGGAGCAGCAGCAAGGGACAGACUCCCCCCGCAUACGUCCGGCGUCUGUGUCUCUCCCGGAGGCCCAGAUGGAGGGGCCUCUCCCCAGGGGCUCCAGGCUGGCCGAGGCGGAGGACGAAUUCUCCGAGGGGAGCCACUGCGGUGGGUACGAAUAUCGCAGCCCGAAGAAAAACGUCCUGGAGACAAAAGACUGCAGACUCUUGGUGGCACAGAGCAGCGACGAGGCGGACAUGGACUCGGAUGGUGACGAGCUGCCGGCCUUCGCCAAGCAGACGUAUCCUGCUCCCUGUGGGGCUGAGGGAGGAGCAGGCUGGGUCUCGAAGAGCGCCCCAGCGGAGGAGGACAGCAGGAAGCCAGGGGGCCUGGGUGCACCUGGGACGGCAAGAGGCAAGGUGGAGGAGGAGGAGGGAGACGCCACCCUCACCAUGGAGCUGCUGAAGGCUCAGAUCCAGGAGCUGCGGCGACGGCUCCUCCGAAAGGACUCGUACAAAUGCCACAUUUGCCUGGACUCGUACUCUGUGCCUUUGACUUCGAUUCAGUGUUGGCACAUCCACUGCGAGCAGUGCUGGCUCCGGACCCUGGGCUCCAAGAAGCUCUGCCCGCAGUGCAACGCCAUCACGUCCCCCGCCGACCUGCGGCGCGUGUACCUAUGAUCUCAGGCCAGCCUCCCAGCCCCGAUGGCUGCAUCCUUCAGCACGAGCCACGCAUCCCGCUCCCCCCAGGUCCCCCCACUGCAGACUGAACCCAAACUGGGAGGCUGCUGACCCGCUAAAACGACCUGCCACCCAUCCUGGGAAGUGAAAGCAAAAGGAGCUACACCUGCUCCGGGCAUGGGUCGUGACUAGCU